Phycomyces blakesleeanus NRRL 1555(-) is the source of this 2283-nucleotide messenger RNA. RefSeq lists its product as hypothetical. Gene Ontology annotation, molecular function: calcium-activated cation channel activity. The record is from RefSeq and is a predicted model, not a curated record. The transcript is spliced from 9 exons. Gene Ontology annotation, cellular component: plasma membrane. The annotation marks the transcript as partial. Lineage: Eukaryota; Fungi; Mucoromycota; Mucoromycetes; Mucorales; Phycomycetaceae.
AUGUCUUCAUUGACAGAUCUGGAAAGACAGUCCCAGGACUCCAAACUGUCCUUGACUGGAAUGGCAUCUCAAUUGGGUAUCAACAUUGGGAUAUCGUUUGGUGUAUUGAUGGUCUUUAAUGUUCUACGGCCGAAUAACUCUUUGGUCUAUGCACCAAAGUAUAAAUAUGCAACCAAGAGUCAAAAACCACCAGCCAUCAAAAGAGGCAUGUUUGCCUGGAUAAGGCCAGUAAUGAAGGCAUCAGACGAAGAAUUAUUAGACCAAAUUGGCUUUGACGCCAUUUUGUUCAUCCGAUUUAUGCGAAUGCUGAGGAACCUGCUGUAUGCAAUGUCAUUUGUAGGCAUUUGCGUAUUAAUUCCUAUCAACGUCGCUGCCACAUCUUAUACAGGUUUUUGGGGUGUCGAACUCUUGUCAAUCUCGACAAUCAAUUACUACGACGGUAAAUUCCACUCAGAGGGAAAUCUUUCGUGGUACUGGGCACACACUGUCGGGACAUGGCUUUUUUCUCUUCUCAUCUAUCGUACGAUAUUCUACAACUAUCGAGCUCACGUCCUUUUUCGAAAGAGUUAUUUCGAGACCAAAGAUUACCAACAGGCCACACAUGCCAGGACACUGAUGAUUCUCAACGUACCGGCCGCCAUGCAGUCAGACACAGCCCUAGGAAACUGGAUCACAAGCAUGGACCUGCCCUUCCCUUUCUUGCACGCAUCAAUUGGCAGGCAUGACAGCCAACUCACAAAAAGUGUCGAGGAGCACGAGAAAGCUGUUCGCAAACUAGAGCUCUUGCUGUCUAACCAUCUUCUUCAAGGUAACAAAAAAAACCUAACAUUAAUAACAAGACCAAUGAUGAGAACAAAGUGGUUUGGCCGUGGUCAAAAAGUAGACGCAAUUGAAUACUAUUCUUCUCGAAUACAAACCCUCCGCCAAGCCAUAACUCAGCUACGAUCAGACACGGCCUCGGACAAACGUACUACAAACUAUGGCUGGAUUGUGUUUUCAAAACCAUUCAUGGCCCAUGCAGUUGCCCAAAGACUCUCGGCCCCUUCUUCACCUUUGCUCAGCUUACCCCGCAGACUAGUUCAGGGAGCCAAGCCCCGUGUCGAACUGGCUCCUCCGGCCAAGGACCUUGUCUGGUCAAACCUGGCAAUGAAUGAGCAUAUCCGAGACAGUCGCCGUGUGGUCGGCAGCAUUGUGUUCUAUGUGUUUACCUUUCUGUGGUUCAUUCCUUCGAGUUUUCUGUCGGCAUCCUCGAACGUAAAGAACUUCAUUCGACUGUUUCCAGACGCAGAUCUGUUUAUCCAAAACCACUCUACAUUUGUGUCACUCAUGAGUUCCUGGUUCUCCCCUGUCGUGAUGGCCAUCUUCUUUCUGAUUCUACCCAAAAUUCUCCGCCUGCUAUCUCAGCAACAAGGCUAUCUGACCGAAACAAGUCUCGACCGUCAAGUGCUAUCCAAACUCUAUGUGUUCUUUAUGGUCAACAAUCUGUUUGUCUUUACUGUCUCGUCUGUUCUGUUGGCCAUGUAUGCACAGAUACAACUGGCCGCCAAAGACAAUCGGGCUCUCACAGCCCAGGAAUUCUUUGAGACGAUGGGCAAUGUUUCGACUUUCUGGGUCAAUUAUGUAUCCCUCAAAGGUCUUGGUGUUGUCAUGGACCUUGCGCAGAUAUUUGGUCUUAUUUCGGUGACACUAAGAAAACUCUUCACCAAACCAAGUCCGCGUCAGUUGAGAGAAAUGACAGUUCCGAUUGGGUUUGAUUAUCCUCUCUACUACAACAUCCUCUUAUUCUUCUUCACGGUCGGAUUGAUGUAUUCGGUCAUUGCACCUCUUGUACUGCCAUUCACGAUGUUUUACUUCAUGCUGGCUACAAUGGUAUUUAGAUAUCUACUGAUGUAUGUCUAUGUUACCCCAGUUGAGACUGGAGGUCAGAUCUGGCGUGUUUUGAUCAACCGCCUUUUGAUAUCAACAGUCAUGUAUCAGCUGGUCAUGAUUGGUGUACUAAACCUAAAGGGUGCAGUUGGACAGUCGAGUGCACUGAUCCCUCUGCCAUUCUUUACUGUCCUACUCAAGUUGUACUGCCGUCGAUACUUUGAUCCUCAUGUGUAUUAUCAAGAUCCAAAUGAUAAAAGCAAUUUUAAUCAGAACCUUAACCAUAAUCGCAGCCAACAUAAAAAAAAAGAAACAAACUCAAACCGACAUGGUUUUAGAGAUCCGGCCCUAUUUGCUGAACUUCCGAUUCCAAUGGUGCACGAACGCGUACGGCAUCUUUUGCCGCAUCUCUACAGA